CACGGCAACCCUGUUAUUUGUUUACGUGUUCCUCCGAAUUUUUGUUUUUAUUUCAAGUUUCUGCGAGAAUGAAAGUUGUCAAAGCUGUCGUCGAGUUGGCUGCUGAUAUUUGUUUUCGGUUUUAGUGCUUAGUUUGAACUAACAAAUAAAAUGUAUAGCAUUUUGCUUAACUAAUUAACAAUUAUCUUAUAUGUUUAUUAAAUUUUUUCAUGUAAUUUGUAUUAAAAUAAAAAAAAAAAAUUUUUUAAUUUAAAAAAAAAAACAUGCAAAUUCCAAACUUGGUAUCGCUGUUAGAGACGACAGCGGUAAUUACAACGGUUUUUCAAUACUUAUCAGGAGCCAUAGUAUGUCACAAAUAUAUGCAAAAGAAAAGCACGGGCGACUCUUCUGGCUUUCCGUUCAUAUGUGGCUUUUUAUCCUGUAGUCUCUGGUUACGCUAUGGCUGCUUUACUAAUGAGCAGACUAUUGCUUUUGUCAACAUAAUUGGCGCUAUGCUGUUCUUUAUGUAUGCGGUUUUAUACUAUAUAUUCACCGUCAAUAAAAAACCGUACCUAAAACAAUUCUCUGCAGUACUGCUCAUUUUAUUAGCUGUUAUAUUAUAUACAAAUCAGGAAACAGAUAAUGAUAAGGCUGUAAAAAUAAUGGGUAUAGUGUGUUGCAUUGUAACUGUGGGAUUCUUCGCGGCUCCAUUAACUAUGUUAAUGCACGUGAUACGAGUUAAAAACUCAGAGAGUUUGCCUUUUCCACUAAUAUCAAUGUCAUUUUUAGUUUCCCUUCAGUGGCUGAUAUAUGGCGUUAUUAUAUCGGAUUCAUUUAUACAAAUUCCCAAUUUUCUUGGUUGUAUGCUAUCAAUAUUACAAUUGUGCCUGUUUGUCGUUUAUCCGCCAAAAAGUUUUUCAGGCCAAGCUUAUAAACUGGUUGACCAAACAGUUAUUUACUGAGCCAAUUAGAUAUAUGUAUAUUAUAAUUUGUAUUAAAAUUAAAUUUAAACUCAAAAAUAUAUUGCUUUUUAUAUAAGCGUCUUAAAGAAUUUAAACCAUGCCAACAUUCUAUGUUUACAUAUAAAAUUGUCAAUAUAUAUCUCUC
Molecule: messenger RNA, 1086 nt
Organism: Teleopsis dalmanni
Lineage: Eukaryota; Metazoa; Arthropoda; Insecta; Diptera; Diopsidae
Product: sugar transporter SWEET1-like
Exons: 5
Coding region: 264-941 (225 amino acids)
Biological process (GO): carbohydrate transport
Cellular component (GO): membrane
Molecular function (GO): sugar transmembrane transporter activity
Source: RefSeq, a predicted model, not a curated record